Molecule: messenger RNA, 1325 nt
Organism: Loxodonta africana (African savanna elephant)
Lineage: Eukaryota; Metazoa; Chordata; Mammalia; Proboscidea; Elephantidae
Product: olfactory receptor 3A2-like
Exons: 1
Coding region: 234-1181 (315 amino acids)
Biological process (GO): G protein-coupled receptor signaling pathway
Cellular component (GO): plasma membrane
Molecular function (GO): olfactory receptor activity; G protein-coupled receptor activity
Source: RefSeq, a predicted model, not a curated record
GAUAAGGUUAUAGUGACAUUGGGCAUCUCAGUUGAGAGCAGAAUAAAAGCGAUGAGUUGAUGGAGGAAGUCAAUGGGUGAGGUGCGGCCUGUGGAAUUAAAAAUAUUCACCUGGAGAGCUGGGAACUAACCAUCAUGGGUCUUUGCACAUAGAGGCUUUAAAAAUUUUAUGUUGAAUAAAUGAAUUGAGUGGAGUGAUAUUUUUCCUAUUGGGACAUUUCCUUGCAGGAACUGAUGGAUCAAAAAGCUGGGACAAACAGGACAGCUCUUACUGAGUUCAUCCUCCUGGGCCUAGUGGAAUCAGAAAAGCUGCAGUCUGUGAUCUUUGUACUCUUUCUCUUUGCCUAUGUGGUCACAGUUGGGGGCAACCUCAGCAUCUUGGGAGCCAUCUUGGUGGAGCCCAAACUCCACACCCCCAUGUACUUCUUCCUGGGAAACCUGUCAGUGCUGGAUGUUGGAUGCAUCACUGUCACUGUUCCUCCAAUGUUGUGUCAUCUCCUGUCCCACAAGCGUACAAUUUCCUAUGAUGCCUGCCUCUCACAGCUCUUCUUCUUCCACCUUUUGGCCGGGCUGGACUGCUUCCUGUUGACAGCCAUGGCCUAUGACCGCUUCUUGGCCAUCUGUCAGCCCCUCACCUAUAGCAUCCGCAUGAGCCAGGAAGUCCAAAGGUUAUUGGUAGCUGUGUCUUGGGCUUGUGCCUUCUCCAAUGCAAUGACCCACGCUAUUACCCUAACUACUCUCAACUUCUGUGGUCCUAAUGAGGUCAAUCACUUCUACUGUGACCUACCACAGCUCUUCCAGCUUUCCUGCUCUAGCACCCAACUCAAUGAGCUGCUUCUCUUUGCUGUCGGUUUCAUAAUGGCAGGUACUCCUGUGGUUCUCAUCAUCACCUCCUAUAUCCACGUGGCAGCUGCAGUUCUGAGAAUCAGUUCAGCGAAGGCCAGGAAGAAGGCUUUCUCCACAUGCAGUUCCCAUCUCACUGUAGUUUGCCUCUUCUGUGGGACAGGUAUCUUCAACUAUAUGAGGCUGGGUACAGAGGAAGCUUCAGACAAGGAUAAAGGGGUUGGGGUUUUCAACACUGUCAUCAACCCCAUGCUGAACCCACUCAUCUACAGCCUUAGAAACUCUGACGUUCAGGGCAUUCUGUGGCGGAUACUUGUAGGGAGAUCCUCACCGACCUGAAGAGUGAUAAAGUCCUUCCCUUCUUGCCUUAUUUGGGCUAAGGAAUAUUUCCCAUGAGGGGAGAAACCAUUUUUCUAUAUCCUAAUGCCUGAAUGUUUUUGUUUAGUGUUUGUCCUACAAGAAAACCCUACCUAGUUCAUUCAU